This is a messenger RNA of Episyrphus balteatus (marmalade hoverfly), 858 nucleotides long. RefSeq names its product U-scoloptoxin(01)-Er1a. The coding region runs from base 1 to 372 and encodes 123 amino acids. The transcript has 2 exons. The record is from RefSeq and is a predicted model, not a curated record. Gene Ontology annotation, cellular component: extracellular region. Lineage: Eukaryota; Metazoa; Arthropoda; Insecta; Diptera; Syrphidae. Gene Ontology annotation, molecular function: chitin binding.
AUGAUCUCAAGAAUAACAGAAAAUUACAUACCGAUUCUUACGAAGUGUCUUUCUUAUAUAUUCCAGCAAAUUGAUGGAUAUACAGCAGGUGAAGACUACCCAGCAUACGAAGCAGUGCCUAAAGGUCUUUCAUUUAACUGUCAAGGAAGACUUCCUGGAUACUAUGCUGACCCAGAGACACGUUGUCAGGUUUGGCAUUGGUGCUUACAUUCCGGCCAUCAAUAUUCCUUCCUCUGUCCCAAUGGCACCGUUUUCAAUCAAGCCGUUCGCGUAUGCGAUUGGUGGACAAAUGUUAAUUGUGAAUCAGCUGAACAACUUUAUCGCAACAAUGAGGAAUUGUACAUUAGUGAAACAACAACCGCAUCAACUUGAUAUAGGGCCAGCGAUUAUCGAAAUUCAUCCACAAGUAUAAGUUCUGCCAAAAUCACAACCAAAAAUUCUCGUUCUGGCAAAAAAAGUCAACAAUUCGUCACAACUCAACGCAAUCGACUAAAUAAUAGUCAAUCGCAAUCUAAAUUAUCAAAUAAAUUUACAACAACAAAAACAACUACAACCCGCACAUUAACCAAAAAUAGUAGAAAUAAUAAUUUAAGAGGUUCUGUUAAAUACUCAAUGCACAAUAAUAAUAAUAACAAUAGGCAGCAACCACAAACACAAACAACAAAAAAUAGUUUAAGCAAUAACGGUAAAUUACCAAAAAAUCCUAACAAUCUUGAUGCUGAAAAGCUCAAAGAUUACAAAAGUAGAAUAAAGAACCGUUACAACAUCGAUUACGAUCGAUCGCUUGAGGAUGAAUAUGAGAUAAUCGAGGCCAUUGAAUAAGAAAGAAAGAGACAAAGAAGAAGAAGCUGAGGAAGU